Phanerochaete carnosa HHB-10118-sp is the source of this 2292-nucleotide messenger RNA. RefSeq lists its product as uncharacterized. The record is from RefSeq and is a predicted model, not a curated record. The coding region runs from base 210 to 1829 and encodes 539 amino acids. NCBI's taxonomy places the organism in Eukaryota, Fungi, Basidiomycota, Agaricomycetes, Polyporales, Phanerochaetaceae. The transcript is spliced from 6 exons.
UCUCUUUCGCUUUCUUUCGGUUUUUCCUCGUUGUUUCUUUUCUUCGCGAGUGCUUUGACGAUUCCCGUCAGGUUCACCGCACCCACAGUCCCUUCCAGCUGCUAGACAGUGCCCGCCGAGCGUAGACCGCUUACUUUCGUUCGAUAAGCUACAUCUUCCUUGCUUGUUCAGACGCACCAGGACCGUCCUCGACAGCUAAUCUAAUCAACAUGAACGCAAUUCUCCUUGGUCUUUCCCUUGUCAGCGUGGCUACUGCGCAAGUAGUCAACGGUGUGUCUGCCGUUCCGUACUCUGCGGUCUAUGGCAGCGCAGCGCCCGUAACGUCGGCCGCGGCGACGUCCAUCUCUACUGGGUACAAUGCCGCAGCGUCCUCUGGUGGAUACGCGGCGUCGUCCCAGGCCGCAUAUACCCAGGCCGCAUACACCCAGGCCGCAUAUACCCAAUCUGCGAGCUCUGUGGUAACGGCCGACGCAUCCGCGAUCACUCCCCCGCCAACGUACUCGUCCUCCUCCUACGACAUCUACUCGAUGAUGCCCUAUUCGUCCUUCAUGGCUGGCGGCUACCAAAGUCUGGCCUGCGGGUACGGCUACCAGAAAAUGUCGGACGGUUCGUGCCAGGCAAUGUCGUGGUGGCAGACACAAGGCUGUUAUGAGACCAUUAUCAUCAACAACAGCGGCGGUGGUGGUUACGGCUACGGCUACGGCAAUGCGUGUGCGGACGCGGCGGCCGCGACGGAAACAGUUACUGUGACCAGUGCAGUGACAAGCACCGUGCAAGAUACCAUGACCGUCACCCAGACCAUGACCGACACCAUGACAGCGACAGUCACGAUGACUGCAACAGUGACCCAGCUCAUGACUGAUAUUGAGUCUUUCACUGCGACGCAGACACAGACCCAGACUCAAACGCAAACGGAGAUCAUGACCUCGACUGUGCUCGUCCCAACCACCCGCGUCUGGGUUUCCACCGAUAUCGUCGAUCAGACGCAGACUGUCGAGUACACACUCACUGCGACCGAGACGAGCACGAUGGUCAACAUCUACACCCAAACUGCGACUGAGACCGACACCGCGACGCAGACGCAGUCGGUCACGAUGACAGACUUCGUGACCCAGACCCAGGUCAGCACCAUUAUCCAGCCCACGACCUACACGUCUGUUUGGGUUAGCACCCAAGUCAUCGACAACACUGAGACCGUCGAGAUGACGCAGACUGCCACAGUCACCGAUCAGAUGACUGUCCUCCAGACGGCGACCGUUACCGACCUGAUGACGGACUUCAUGACCGUCACACAGGUCAGCACUGUCGUGCAGCCGACAACUUACACUUCGGUGUACGUGAGCACACAGGUCAUCGAUGACACCAUGACUGUCGAGCAAACCAUGACGGCGACCAUGACCGAGGACAUGACGUUCACGCAGACGCAGACCUACGUCUCGACCGCGACUGCAACUGAAACUGCGACGCAGACUCAGACGCAGACCGCGACUGCGACCGUUCUCGAGACUGCACUUGCGACGUGCCUGAGUCAGUGCAAGAGCACCUGGUCGCUGCAGUCCGGCAACGGCAACACGUAUAACACCUAUGCGUCGAUGGCGACCCAAACCGCGGAUGCGACCGCCGUCGCAGGCUGCGGCUCGUCAGGUUGCGGUGGCUACUCUCCGCCAUCGUACAGCAGCUCAUCGUCAAUGAUGAUGGAGACGCAGACCGCUGAUGCGACUGCGGUGAGCUCGUAUGGCUAUGGCGCGUCGUCGUCCUCAUCGGCAGCAUACUCGGCGGCCACAAAUAGCCCGAGCUACGGCACUUCGUACAGUGGCUACCAGUCAUAAGCCAUUCAUGGACCUUUCUCACUUCUCUGGUUGAGCUCAUGCCCGCUUUCCUAUCUGUCGCAUAUCAGCUGGACUCUUUGACCUCGGACAGUUCACCGUUUGUGCCGCGCACCUUGUCAAUUUUCGCUUUUUUCGUAGAUUAGGCUAUCGUGAUCGUCUGUGUGCGUCUAGUGCUCGGUAAUGAGUGGUAGUGUACUUGUUUGCAUUCGCGGAAAAGUGACAUCUGGGUUGACCGUGCACUCACAUUCUUUCGAUGCGAACGUCCUCCUUCUAACAUCGCCUUUCGCAUGCAAACAGGUCGAGAUAAGGUAGCGACCAACGGGAGCUGAGACCCUUUAACUUCCGUAAGCUCCAUCGUGCGGCUAUUCCUAGUACGAAAUCCAGGGGACUUCGCUUGUCCGUGCUGGCAAUAUUGCAAAGGCAUAUGAGCAUGUGUAGACAGGUAGCAGUGCAGGGUACCUGG